This is a messenger RNA of Plenodomus lingam JN3, 666 nucleotides long. NCBI's taxonomy places the organism in Eukaryota, Fungi, Ascomycota, Dothideomycetes, Pleosporales, Leptosphaeriaceae. The record is from RefSeq and is a predicted model, not a curated record.
AUGCCAAUCCAGGUAAUUGGAACGGAUCUCAGUCCGACUCAACCGUCGAUGGUUCCCCCAAACCUACAUUUCGAAGUCGAUGAUUUCACCGAGCCAUGGCUAUUUCGCAAGGAAAGCUUCGACUUCAUCCAUGCGCGAUCAUUGUUCGGCUGUGUAGCCGACUGGCCAAAUUUCUACUCGGAAGCAAUGGCUCACCUUGCCCCUGGCGGAUACAUUGAACAAGUGGAAAUAUCGGUGGUUCCCAUGUCCGACGAUGGCUCCGUAACACCAGAUUCCAUCAUGGCACAAUGGGGCAAGAUAUCCCUCGAGCUUGGCGAAAAGUUUGGGAAAUCGCUCAAUACGGCUAAUGAAUCAAGAGUCGGGAUAGAAGCAGCAGGUUUCAUCAACGUUGUCGAGCAUCGUUGGAAACUACCUAUCGGCGGUUGGCCGGCAGACAAGCGAUUCAAGGAACUUGGCCAAUGGAAUCGCAUCAACUGGGAGCAAGGUAUCGAAGGAUGGUGCAUGUAUCUGCUGACUACCCUGAUGAAAUGGACCGUGCCUGAAGUGCAGGUCUAUUUGGCAAAAAUGAGAGCAGCGCUGAAGGAUCGCCGCAUACAUGCAUACCAGGAAGUGUCACUGGUCUAUGGGCAAAAGCCACCACGACAACGCAAGAACGAUGACGAAUAA